This is a messenger RNA of Aricia agestis (brown argus), 1105 nucleotides long. RefSeq names its product epidermal retinol dehydrogenase 2-like. Gene Ontology annotation, cellular component: lipid droplet. The transcript is spliced from 7 exons. Lineage: Eukaryota; Metazoa; Arthropoda; Insecta; Lepidoptera; Lycaenidae. The coding region runs from base 38 to 967 and encodes 309 amino acids. The record is from RefSeq and is a predicted model, not a curated record. Gene Ontology annotation, molecular function: oxidoreductase activity, acting on the CH-OH group of donors, NAD or NADP as acceptor.
UGUUCAGUUAAUAUCUUGUGUGCUGGCGGUAAACACAAUGGCGAACUUCCAGGAAUAUGUGAGUGUGACGUUUGAGCUGCUGUGGAUGCUGCUGAGGAUUCUGUAUGAGACACUGAAGAGCGUGUUCCAGGUCAUCGUACCACCAUCACCCAAGGAUGUGAAGGAUGACAUUAUACUGAUCACAGGCACGGGGCACGGUAUGGGACGCGAGGUGGCGGUGCGGCUGGCGCGGCUCGGCGCGACGUUAGUGUGCGUAGACAUCAACUCCGCCAACAACGAGGAGACUGCCAAGAUUAUCAAACAGGAGAAGGGGAAAGCUCAUGCAUAUCGUUGUGACGUCACCAACCGCGCGGCCGUCAUGGAGCUGGCCGAGAAGGUGAAGCGGGAAGUUGGAGACGUGACCAUCCUCGUCAACAACGCCGGCAUCAUGCCCUGCAAGCCGCUGCUGCAGCAAACAGAGCAGGAGAUCAGGCUUAUGAACGACAUUAAUAUCCAUGGCAAUUUAUGGAUGAUCCAAGCGUUCCUGCCCGCCAUGAUAUCUAGCGAGCGCGGCCAGAUAGUCGCCAUGUCGUCGAUGGCCGGUCUUAUGGGUCUGGGUAACCUAGUGCCAUACUGCGGCUCCAAGUAUGCCGUGCGCGGCAUUAUGGACGCGUUGGCGAUGGAACUCCACAUGGACCCGAGGAGGCUUGACGGAAUAAAACUGACAACGAUCUGUCCGUACAUGGUCGACACGGGUCUCUGCAAGAAGCCGCGCGUGCGGUUCCAAAACCUCAGGAGCAACCGAGUGGUGGGAGUGGAUGAGGCUGCUGACACCAUCGUGGAUGCUAUCAGGAGAGAACUGACCGAUAUCACUAUACCCCACGAGCUGUACUACGUGAACAAGUUCCUGUACGUACCGAUGUCGAGAGCGGCCAAACACAUCGGCUACGAAUUCUUUAACGCCGGAGUCGACGCGCACGAUGACUGAACACACCACACCGCCGCACACCAAAGACCGGGGCUGCAUUUAUUUUUUUAAGGGUAUAGGCCACUUUAUUUCUGCCGCCGCUAUGUACGAACUCAGCCGCAAUCAUAGGACGCUGCCGCCCAUAAGCCAUGGCCUAUA